This is a messenger RNA of Drosophila willistoni, 1751 nucleotides long. RefSeq names its product putative alpha-L-fucosidase (gene Fuca). NCBI's taxonomy places the organism in Eukaryota, Metazoa, Arthropoda, Insecta, Diptera, Drosophilidae. The transcript has 6 exons. Gene Ontology annotation, biological process: fucose metabolic process; glycoside catabolic process. The coding region runs from base 197 to 1678 and encodes 493 amino acids. The record is from RefSeq and is a predicted model, not a curated record. Gene Ontology annotation, cellular component: lysosome. Gene Ontology annotation, molecular function: alpha-L-fucosidase activity.
GGAAGAGAGACGGGUGGGAGAGAGGAGGCACACCCUCCCAGUAAUAAAAUUUCAUUUCAUUUCAUUUCGGAUAAGCAUCUUGUGCUUAGUUGUUGUCGUCGUCGUCAUUGUCGUUGUCGUUGUCGUUGUCGACGCCAACUCUCUCUCUCUCAAUUUAGUUGAACACUGAACUUGCAACGGAACGGAAGUUUCUAUAAUGCUUCUUGGAACUAUAUGCCUACUUCUGAUUCUUAUGGAAUCCACCGAUUUUUGUACAAGUCAAAUGCCAGGUCCACCACGUACACGUUAUGAACCCAAUUGGACCAGUCUGGAUCAGAGACCUUUGCCCCGUUGGUAUGAUGAGGCAAAGGUAGGCAUCUUUCUACACUAUGGUGUCUAUUCGGUGCCUAGUUUUGGUUCCGAAUGGUUUUGGACCAAUUGGCAGAAUCUACACAAUCCAGAGUAUAUACGAUUUAUGCAACGUAAUUAUAAACCAAAUUUCACUUAUCAACAAUUCGCCGAGGAAUUCACAGCCGAGCUAUUCAAUGCCACACAAUGGGCGUUGCUUUUUAGAGAUAGCGGAGCCAGAUAUGUUGUUUUGACAAGUAAACAUCAUGAUGGUUAUACCCUGUGGCCUUCAAAACAUAGUUUUGGCUGGAAUUCCAUGGAUGUUGGACCCAAACGGGAUAUAAUCAAGGAAUUAUCUGCUGCUGUGAGAGAAGUUAGCGAUUUGAAAUUUGGUUUAUACUAUUCACUCUUUGAAUGGUUCAAUCGUUUGUGGAUCGAUGAUAAGUUACAUUUGUUAAUGCAACAAAACUAUGUAAAUCAAAAAGUUCGACCCGAACAAAUGGAAUUGGUUGAACAAUAUUUACCUGAUGUCAUUUGGUCCGAUGGUGAUUGGGAAGCACCAGCCAAAUAUUGGAAAGCUGAGGAAUUCAUUGCCUGGCUCUAUAACGAUAGUCCUGUCAGGGACACGGUAGUUACGAAUGAUCGUUGGGGUUUCGGUACAGCUUGUCAGCAUGGAGAUUUCUACAAUUGUGCCGAUCGUUUCAAUCCUGGUGUCCUGCAGACCCAUAAAUGGGAGAAUGCAUUCACCUUGGAUCGCACUAGUUGGGGUCAGAGAUUCGAUGUGACCUUGUCGGAUUUUAUGAGCUCCAGAGAUGUUAUUAAAGAAAUUGUCAGCACUGUGAGUUGUAAUGGCAAUGUCCUAAUCAAUGUGGGACCCACCAAAUAUGGCACCAUCCUACCAAUCUUUGAGGAACGUUUACGUGAUAUGGGCCGUUGGUUAAAAAUCAAUGGCGAGGGCAUCUAUGGCAGUAUUCCGUGGAUCUAUCAAAACGAUACCAUAACCCCGAACGUUUGGUAUACAACGAAACGGCAUUCGACUGACACAAAGACUACCAUCAUCUAUGCCUUUGUCCUCAACUAUCCAUAUGAUGACAAUGAAUUGGACAUUUAUCCCCUUGGCAAGGAUAUACACAUUUUUCAAAAUAUUCUUCUAACUGGUCUCGAUAUUGGCGAAAAUAAUCAAAUCUUUAACAAAUCAAACACUCAAAUAAUAAUGCUUGGCAUGGAGGAUACCAAAAUUACGUGGACAUCGAAGGAUAAUAAAUUACAUAUUGUAUUUCCACCUAAAAAUCAUAUAGACAAACGAGGAUUGGACUAUGCUUGGACAUUUAAAAUAACUAUUAACUCAUAAGUAUUAUUUUAACUAACUCAAUAUUUUAAAUUGAUUUAUGCCAGAAUAAAUGAAUCAAAUGCAACAAUCGUCA